Messenger RNA from Brassica napus (rape), 8886 nucleotides. Its product is annotated as DNA-directed RNA polymerase subunit alpha. The record is from RefSeq and is a predicted model, not a curated record. Gene Ontology annotation, molecular function: protein dimerization activity; DNA-directed RNA polymerase activity; DNA binding. Bases 4721 to 5704 code for a protein of 327 amino acids. The transcript is spliced from 2 exons. NCBI's taxonomy places the organism in Eukaryota, Viridiplantae, Streptophyta, Magnoliopsida, Brassicales, Brassicaceae. Gene Ontology annotation, biological process: DNA-templated transcription.
CAACAAUAUGAAGAAUAUUUAAAUGUAUUUAAAAAAACCUGGAUGCAGCAAUGAAAACAUAAAUCUAACAUGUUACGAUACAUAUAGUAGUGGAGGCCCAUGGGACAAAAAAUAAAUCCACUUGGUUUCAGACUUGGUACAACCAAAGUCAUCAUUCUAUUUGGUUUGCACAACCAAAAAAGUAUUCUGAAGGUUUAGAAGAAGAUAAAAAAAUACGAGACUGUAUUAAAAAUUAUGUCCAAAAAAUAUAAGAAUAUCCUCUGGUAUGGAGGGAAUUGCACGUAUCGAAAUUCAAAAAAGAAUCGAUCUCAUUCAGAUCAUAAUCUAUAUGGGAUUUCCUAAAUUAUUAAUUGAAGAUAAACCCCGAAGAAUCGAAGAAUUACAGAUGAAUGUUCAAAAAGAACUUAAUUGUGUCAAUAGAAAACUCAACAUUGCUAUUACCCGAAUUUCCAAUCCGUAUGGGCAUCCUAAUAUUCUUGCAGAAUUUAUAGCUGGCCAAUUAAAAAAUCGCGUUUCUUUUCGAAAAGCAAUGAAAAAAGCUAUUGAAUUAACUGAACAGGCGAAUACAAAAGGAAUUCAAGUACAAAUUGCAGGACGUAUCGACGGAAAAGAAAUUGCACGUGUUGAAUGGAUCAGAGAAGGCAGAGUUCCUUUACAAACAAUUGAAGCUAAAAUUGAUUAUUGUUCCUAUACAGUUCGAACUAUUUAUGGGGUUUUAGGAAUAAAAAUUUGGAUAUUCGUAGACGAAGAAUAAAAAAACUUUAUUUGUCUUUACAUUUUAUCCAAUGAUAAAAAACGAAAACUAUGUAGUAUAACACUAUAAAGAAAUAAAAAUAAAAACUUGUAGUCUUCUUUUUUAUGUUUAAGAAAAAAAAAUAAGCAAUUCUAUAAGGUUGAAUAAACAUUUCCAUCAAAACUCCUUUGAUAUAAUUGCUAUGCUUAGUGUGUGACUCGUUGGUUUAGGGUUAGAUUACGAUAAAAAAAAAAAAGAACUUACCAACUAAUAACUACAGCAUUAAUAAAUAACCUAAGCAACUCAUUGCUUCGCAUUAUCUGGAUCCAAAAAAUUAGUCAAGAUAUGAUAGGCUGAUCAUAUCAUUGGAGCAACUGACUAAAAAAAAAGAAUAAAGAAAGAUGAUUAUUAAGUUAUGAAAGGUAAUCAAAAAGUAUGCGGAUAAAUGGAAGGAUGAAAGAAAGAGCGAAAAAAUUGAAUAUUAAUGAUAUAUGAUUCCAAUUUGGAAAAUCUAUGAGGUCACUGUAAGAAAAGCAAUGUAAUAAAGCAUCAAUACAGAUUCAUUCAUAAUAAUUAGAUAAAUAAUAAUAAUUAGAUAAAUCUGUUCCGAAAACAAAAAAUUAAGAGCCUUGAGACAAUCAAAACUGAGAAAAUUGCCUCAAAAAAAAAAGAAAUUCAAAAUUUCAUGUAAAAGCUCCAUUGUAGAAUUCAGGCCUAAUGAUUAAUCAAGAAGCGAUGGGAACGACGGAACCCAUGAAUAUAUAGGAUUCUAGUGAACAAGAAAUCUUAGUAAUUCAUUGGACAGGAUGGCGGAAUAAACCAGAAACUUUAUUAUCUAUUCUGAUUUUGAUUCUGAGACCUCGGGGGAUAAACAGCAAACUUAAAUAGAUAUUGAAAGAGUAAAUAUUCGCCGGCGAAAAAUUGGUUUUUUUUUUUCAAAUAAAAACAGUAAUAAAAGAUGAAAAAAACAAUGAAAAAAAAAUAAGGAUUUGUUAUAAUAUUCUAACUCUAAUAAAAAUUACAUUUGUAAUGAUGAUAUUACGUUAUUUUUAAAUAAAUCGAAAUAAAAUUGAUCUUUGAUUCUAUUUCAAAAAAGACAUACACAAAUUUAGAAGAGAUAAGAUGAAAUAAAAAAAAAAUACCAUGAUUAAUAGGAUUAAUCAUUAACUACAUCUAUAUCUUAAUUAAUCCUUUUAUUCGCGAGGAGCUGGAUGAGAAGAAACUCUCACGUCCAGUUCUGCAGUAGAGAUGGAAUUUCUCAUUUAGAAAAAACCCAUCAACUAUAACCCAAAAAGAACCAAAUUUCGUAAACAACAUCGAGGAAGACUAAAAGGAAUAUCCUCUCGUGGGAAUCGUAUUUGUUUUGGCAGAUAUGCUCUUCAAACACUUGAACCCGCUUGGAUUACAUCUAGACAAAUAGAAGCAGGGCGACGAGCAAUGACACGAAAUAUACGACGUGGUGGAAAAAUUUGGGUACGUAUAUUUCCAGACAAGCCAGUUACAGUAAGACCCGCGGAAACGCGUAUGGGUUCUGGGAAAGGAUCCCCAGAGUACUGGGUAGCUGUGGUUAAACCAGGUAAAAUCCUUUAUGAAAUGGGUGGUGUACCAGAAAAUAUAGCCAGAAAAGCUAUUUCAAUCGCGGCAUCAAAAAUGCCUAUAAAAACCCAAUUCAUUAUUUCUGAAUAGGAAUAUAGAAUGAAAAAGCUAAAUAACAUUUAAGGAUAAAAAGAUUCUAAGUUUUUUUUGACAAACAAUAUUUUUUUUACUUCGUCCUUUGCACUAAAAGAAGAGAUACAAAAAUAUGAUUCAACCACAAACCUAUUUGAAUGUAGCAGACAACAGCGGGGCUCGAAAAUUGAUGUGUAUUCGAAUAAUAGGAGCUAGUAAUCGCCGCUAUGCUCAUAUUGGUGACGUUAUUGUUGCUGUAAUCAAGGAAGCAAUCCCAAAUACUACUCUAGAAAGAUCAGAAGUGGUCAGAGCUGUAAUUGUACGUACUUGUAAAGAACUCAAACGUAAGAAUGGGACGAUAAUACGAUAUGACGACAAUGCCGCAGUUGUCAUUGAUCAAGAAGGAAAUCCAAAAGGAACUCGCGUUUUUGGGGCGAUCCCACGGGAAUUGAGACAAUUAAACUUUACUAAAAUAGUUUCAUUAGCUCCUGAAGUAUUAUAAGACCUAAAUAUCGAUAGUUAAUAUAGGAUAGGAUUAAAAAAAUGGUAUUGAAAUCAAAUUAAUUAUAAUUAAUAGAUUGUGUAUCACGCAUAUACCCUUAAUAAUUUUAUAUAUUAAUAAUUGAAUUCAUAUAUUAAUAUAUAAUUCGUCUCUAUUUUUAUAUAAAUAAAAGAAAAAUAACAUGUUGAUUAUAUCAAAAUUAUAGAACAAUUAAGGAAUUUUAACUUAUCAUGGGGAAAGACACUAUUGCUGAUAUAAUAACCUCUAUACGAAAUGCUGACAUGAAUAGAAAAGGAACAGUUCGGAUAGGAUCGACUAACAUCACCGAAAGCAUUGUUAAAAUACUUUUACGAGAGGGUUUUAUCGAAAACGUAAGGAAACAUCGCGAAAACAAUCAAUAUUUUUUGAUUUUAACCCUAAGACAUAGACGAAAUAAGAAAGAAUCCUAUAAAACGAUUUUAAAUUUAAAGAGAAUAAGCCGACCGGGUCUACGAAUCUAUUCUAACUCUCAACGAAUUCCACGAAUUUUAGGCGGAAUAGGAAUUGUAAUCCUUUCAACUUCUCAAGGUAUAAUGACAGAUCGAGAAGCUCGACUAAAAAGAAUCGGCGGAGAAAUUUUGUGUUAUAUAUGGUAAUCCUUCUAAUAUCAAAAUUGGAUAUCCGGAACUUAGCAUUUGUGAAAAAAAAGGGGGGGGGGUUGUGUAAUACCACCCCUGCUAAAAAAGUUUAGAAUUUUUUACCCCGAAUGAAAUUAAAGAAAAAAAUGAAUUAAUGAAAGUUUUCUUUAUGAAUCACUUCCGAACGGUAUGGUUCGAUUUUGUUUAGAUACUAAAGAUUUUUUUUAUUUUAGGUCAUGCUUCUGAAAGGAUUCGACAUAUUUUUGUAUAGGUAUACCUAUAGGAGAAAAAGGGGGGUAAAAAUUUUAGUAAGUUCUUAGGUAUUAAGUUAAUCGGGGAACAGCCACUUUCUAGACUCCAUAACAAGGAUUCAAAUAAGUCAGUGGUUUUUUGAAAUUCAACAUUCCUUUCACGAAGAUACAAUUCAAGAUUCAAAAAUAUCAAGAAACCUUUUUUUCGUCCAACAAUAAGUAUAUUAAGAGAAUUAAGGAAUAACAACUAUGAAAAUAAGGGCUUCCGUUCGUAAAAUUUGUGAAAAGUGUCGGCUAAUCCGUAGGAGGGGACGAAUUAUAGUAAUUUGUUCCAACCCGAGGCAUAAACAAAGACAAGGAUAAUCUUACUAAAGGAAAAGGCACUUCCAAGGAGCUAGUAAAAAAAAGGUCCGUUUUGACAUGAAAUGGAUAUAUCCAUAUAUUUCUUGUGAAAUGAAAAAAUAUGGCAAAACCUAUAUUAAGAAUUGGUUCACGUAAAAAUACCCGUAGUGGUUCACGUAAAAAUGUACGUAGAAUACCAAAGGGAGUUAUUCAUGUUCAAGCAAGUUUCAACAAUACCAUUGUGACCGUUACAGAUGUACGGGGUCGGGUGAUUUCUUGGUCCUCCGCGGGUACUUGUGGAUUCAGGGGUACAAGAAGAGGAACACCUUUUGCUGCUCAAACCGCAGCAGGAAAUGCUAUUCGAGCAGUAGUGGAUCAAGGUAUGCAACGAGCUGAAGUAAGGAUAAAAGGCCCUGGACUAGGAAGAGAUGCAGCAUUACGAGCUAUUCGUAGAAGCGGUAUACUUUUAAGUUUCGUACGAGAUGUAACCCCUAUGCCACAUAAUGGUUGUAGACCCCCUAAAAAACGACGUGUAUAGAACUAAAUAAAGGCUGAAAGGGUUUCAAGAGAAAUAAAUGAUUCAAUGAUCUGAUCAAAUAAAAUUACUAUGGUUCGAGAGAAAGUCAAAGUAUCUACUCGGACACUACAGUGGAAGUGUGUUGAAUCAAGAAGAGACAGUAAGCGUCUUUAUUAUGGACGCUUUAUUCUGUCUCCACUUAUGAAAGGUCAAGCCGACACAAUAGGCAUUGCGAUGCGAAGAGCUUUACUUGGCGAAAUAGAAGGAACAUGUAUUACACGUGCAAAAUCUGAGAACAUACCACAUGACUAUUCUAACAUAGUCGGUAUUCAAGAAUCAGUACAUGAAAUUUUAAUGAAUUUGAACGAGAUUGUAUUAAAAAGUAAUCUAUAUGGAACGCGCAACGCGCUUAUUUGUGUCCAAGGUCCCGGAUAUAUAACUGCUCGAGACAUAGUUUUACCGCCCUCUGUGGAAAUCGUUGAUAAUACACAGCAUAUAGCUACCUUAACGGAACCAAUAAAUUUGUGUAUUGGAUUAAAAAUCGAGAGGAAUCGCGGAUAUAGUUUAAAAAUGUCAAAUAACUUUGAAGACCGAAGUUAUCCUAUAGAUGCUGUAUUCAUGCCUGUUCAAAAUGCGAAUCAUAGUAUUCAUUCUUAUGGGAAUGGGAAUGAAAAACAAGAGAUUCUUUUUCUAGAAAUAUGGACAAAUGGAAGUUUAACUCCUAAAGAAGCACUUCAUGAAGCCUCCCGGAAUUUGAUUAAUUUAUUUAUUCCUUUUCUACAUGUAGAAGAAGAAACGUUCUAUUUAGAGAACAAUCAACAUCAAGUUACUUUACCCCUUUUUCCUUUUCAUAAUAGAUUAGUUAACCUAAGAAAAAAAAAAAAAGAACUAGCGUUUCAAUAUAUUUUUAUUGACCAAUUAGAAUUGCCUCCCAGAAUCUAUAAUUGUCUCAAAAAGUCCAAUAUACAUACAUUAUUGGAUCUUUUGAAUAACAGUCAAGAAGACCUUAUCAAAAUGGAACAUUUUCACAUAGAAGAUGUAAAAAAGAUAUUAGACAUUUUAGAAAAAAAAUAAAAAAAGCAUUAAAAAAAUUUGACUAAAAAGUCAAUUUAAAAUUGAAAUGGAUUUUAAACCUUCAACGUAAUUUCGAUUUUCCAGUCAAACCUAUUUUACUUAAUAAAAUUAAUUUAGAUAUGUAUCUAGGGAGAAUUCAUUUUGAAAUGACUACUCCCUAGAUACCCACGCCUUUUAUUUUACAAUUGAAUAAAUUUAAUUAAAAAAGACCUAAAGUUAGAGAUUUAUCAAUUGGUAAUGUUGCUCCAAUACCUAACCACAGGGCCACCACGGUGCCAAUCAAAAAGACGGUUGUCGCGACUGGACGACGAAAUGGAUUUUGGAACUUAUUAACAUUUUCCAAAAAGGGUACGGUUAAUAAUCCCGCCGGUACUGAAGCCAUUAAAAGAACACCCAAUAAUUUGUUAGGCACUGUACGAAGUAUUUGAAAUACAGGAAAGAAAUACCAUUCAGGUAAUAUUUCCAAAGGAGUUGCAAAAGGAUCCGCAGGUUCACCAAUCAUUGAUGGUUCUAAAACCGCUAAGCCUACGUUACAGGCAAUGGUACCAAGAAUGACUACUGGAAAAAUAUAUAAAAGAUCAUUGGGCCAUGCGGGCUCUCCGUAAUAAUUAUGACCCAUACCUUUAGCUAAUUUAGCUCGUAAUACAGGAUCAUUCAAAUCUGGUUUUUUUGUUACUCCCAUAAUCCAUUUUCUCUUCAUAGAAUUCCCUUCAACUUUUUAUGUCAAAAAAAUAAUACAAUAUUGUGGAGUUGAAGGGAAAUAUCCAAAUACAUGUCUUAUUUUUUUAAUAAUCCAUAUUUAUAGCAAUAAAAUACGAUUGUUCCUUCACCAAGUAAUAAGAUAAAUUAGUAAUUAAAAAUAUCUAGAAUCUAUAUUAUUUAUAAGGGACCAGAAAUACCUUGCUUACGUAUCAUUAAGAAAUGCAUUAACAUAAAUACAGCCGUAAGAAGAGGUAAUACAAAAGUGUGUAAACUAUAAAAACGAGUCAAAGUGGAUUGUCCAACACUAGCACUUCCGCGUAAUAAUUCUACAAGAGGCGAUCCUAUUACCGGAAUAGCGUCAGGUACACCUGUUACAAUUUUGACUGCCCAAUAGCCAAUUUGAUCCCAAGGUAAAGAAUAACCUGUUACACCAAAAGAUGCGGUCAAUACACCCAGAACCACACCAGUAACCCAAGUUAAUUCGCGAGGUUUUUUAAAACCACCGGUGAGGUAUACACGAAAUACGUGCAGGAUCAUCAUUAGGACCAUCAUACUUGCCGACCAUCGAUGAACUGAUCGGAUUAACCAACCAAAGUUAGCUUCAGUCAUUAUAUAUUGAACAGAAGCAAAAGCCUCAGUAACAGUUGGACGGUAAUAAAAAGUCAUAGCAAAUCCCGUAGCUACUUGUACUAAAAAACAAGUAAGGGUAAUUCCUCCUAGACAAUAAAAUAUGUUGACAUGCGGAGGAACAUAUUUACUAGUUAUAUCGUCUGCAAUCGCUUGAAUCUCAAGACGUUCUUCGAACCAAUCAUAAACUUUAUUGAGAUAGGUAAACCAAGGUUCCUCCCCCUCCAAGAACUGUAUAUGAGAAUUUCAUCUCGUACAGCUCAAACAAAAAAAAGACCCAAAUACUGAUUGAAACGGAUAUGGAAUAUAAAGUUUUAAACUUCUCUCUCAUUCAAUAUUAUUUAAGAGUCAAAAUGCGAAAGCUCUUCUUUGUGGUUAAAUGCCAAAAACUCAAGUCAGCUCAUACGUCUUUAUGUUGUGUUGAUCGUUACAGGCCUCUUGAAUCUUCUAGAUUACCUACCGUUAUUGUCUUUUUUAGUUGGUAUUUGUAUGGAAUGGGAAUACGGAUUUCUUCUUGUUUUCUUUAUUAUUGAUAGGAAUUUUCUUGUUAAGACCCUACUUAUUAAUUGAAACCUCAGAUUCAUACGAAAACCACGAUAAUUCAAUGAAACCUUCAAAGUCCAAAGUUCACUGAGUGAGAACCAUUGGAUCAUCACUUAUUCAAUAAAAAAAAAAAGAGCUAUAAUGAUUAAAAACAUAAAAUACAAAGAAGCGUUUGUCCUUUGAUCUAAAUAAGAGUUUAAAAGCAGAAAAAAAUUGAUUUAUGAAAAUUUAUAAGAUAGAACGGAAAGAAGUCCGGCUACGAGGUCUAAGUAUUAAGUAUGAAUCAUAGUUCGAAAACUUUGUGAUCUAUUUGAUCUAUUUCGUGCUCCAGAUACUCGAAUGAAUAUCCGACGAAAUAAAACCAUCUUGAUAAAGAUGACAGACCCCCUUCUCUGUACUAUCCAUAGGGUCAAUUCUAACAAGUCACACACUCAUAUUCCGGAAAUAUACAAUGCAGAAAAAAAUUUCGCGGUCGAACUACCAAAGGAGAAUAGGUGCAAAAUUUUAGACCUACAUACUUUACUUUUUUGUAUCGAACAAAAAGCUAGCACUUCAAGAUUCUUCUCAGUCUAAUUCAUUGAAAUUCCAUCCAGUAGAACAGAGGAAUUAUAAAUCUCCAAAAUAAUAGAUAGGAAUACCGCAAAUAGUGCCAUUGCAACACCCAUCAAAGGGGUCGUUCCCCAUCCAGGAGCUACUUUACCAUAUUCAGAAUUCAACGGUUUCAAUAACUUCCCUACAGUAGUGCUUCUUGGACCAGAUCUAGAACUAUCUUCAACAGUUUGUGUAGCCAUAAAUCUUAUUUUGUAUUCAUUACGAUCUGUUGACUUUGUAUACCAUUCCGUUGUAAAUAAACGAUCUUAGCAUAGAUCCAUUGUGGUCUUUCAAUUAUAUAAUAAUGGAAACAGCAACUCUAGUCGCCAUCUUUAUAUCUGGGUUACUUGUAAGUUUUACUGGGUAUGCUCUAUAUACUGCCUUUGGGCAACCCUCUCAACAACUAAGAGAUCCAUUCGAGGAACACGGGGACUAGUUGACGUAAUCAGCCUCCAAAUAGUUGGAGGCUGAUUACGUCAAUGAAGAGAAUGAAAAAUUAUUUCAUUUUUUAGUUGAAAUUGUAGGCGGUUCCCGAAAAAAAAUAGCGAAAAAAAUGAUCCCUAAAGUCGAUACUAAGAGAAAUGUAUAAACCAAUGCUUCCAUAAAUUUGAUCGUGGUUUACAAUUAUAGCUUUCAUACCUGUUUUGUUUAUGUUUACUGAAGGAGUAUACCUCCGGAUAAAGAACAAAAAAGAGUCAAAGAAACGGCAGCGAUUUAAA